AUGUUGCGGCAAAACCGGGCUACCAUUAACCUUCGUAUUACAUCUUAUGCUCUCCUGUUCACAGUAUUAGCAAUCGUUACAGAUGCAUAUAUUUUCGGAAAUGGAAAUUAUAUUCGAUUUCGUCGACCGGAAGACAUCUGGGAACCACCGUUCCGUACUAUUUUAUGUGACAACUAUCCGAUCCGCAUACAAGUAUAUGCGGAUCCGACGAAAGUUUGUCAAAGUUUUAUGAAUCAAAUGAAACAGAUCAGUACGAUCAACAAUGAAGAAUAA
Molecule: messenger RNA, 273 nt
Organism: Acanthocheilonema viteae
Lineage: Eukaryota; Metazoa; Nematoda; Chromadorea; Rhabditida; Onchocercidae
Source: the annotation of a GenBank genome assembly